Messenger RNA from Populus trichocarpa (black cottonwood), 1047 nucleotides. RefSeq names its product NADPH-dependent aldehyde reductase-like protein, chloroplastic. The record is from RefSeq and is a predicted model, not a curated record. The transcript has 2 exons. Gene Ontology annotation, molecular function: oxidoreductase activity. NCBI's taxonomy places the organism in Eukaryota, Viridiplantae, Streptophyta, Magnoliopsida, Malpighiales, Salicaceae. Bases 73 to 864 code for a protein of 263 amino acids.
AAAAAAUAUUUUAAAUAGAAUCUUGCUUUGAUACUUUAAACCCAUCUUCUCCUUCUUCACCAACACGACAUCAUGGCCGCCCAAUCACCUCUACUGUCUCUCCCUCUCCAGGAUCGUGUAGCCAUAGUCACAGGCUCAUCCCGUGGCAUUGGCAAAGCCAUAGCCAUCCACUUGGCUUCACUUGGUGCAAAACUUGUUAUCAAUUACACUUCCAACAAGGAACAGGCUGAUCUUGUUGCUAAUGACAUCAAUUCUUCCUGUGUUGACAAUACCCCACGAGCCAUAGUAGCCCAAGCUAAUGUUUCCGAUCCAGCCCAGGUCAAGUUUCUCUUUGAUGAGGCUGAAAGAGUCUUUGGCUCUCAACUUCAUAUCUUGGUUAACUGUGCUGGUGUAUUGGAUCCUAAAUAUCCUUCCAUUCCCAACACUUCCUUGGAGGAUUUUGAUCAUAUUUUCAGUGUCAACACUAGAGGUGCAUUUUUAUGCUGCAAGGAAGCAGCAAAUCGGCUGAAACAUGGUGGUGGUGGUCGGAUAAUAGUGUUAUCAUCAUCUAUGGUCGGUGGAUUGAUGCCUGGAUUUGGGGCAUAUGCAGCAUCAAAGGCUGCAGUGGAGACAAUUAUAAGGAUAUUAGCUAAGGAACUGAAGGGAACUGGAAUUACUGCAAAUUGUGUUGCACCAGGGCCUAUUGCAACAGAGAUGUAUUUUGCUGGAAAAACUGAGGAGCAGAUAAAGAACAACAUAGAGUCGUCCCCGCUAGGCCGGCUUGGUGAGACCAAGGACAUUGCAGAGGUUGUUGGGUUUAUGGCUACUGAUGCUAGUGAGUGGAUUAAUGGGCAGGUAAUUCGGGCCAAUGGUGGUUAUGUAUAGGAUUUGAAAAAUUCAUCCUACUAGUUUUUGAAAGAAUAAUUCUCUACGUUUUAAAAGUUGCUGUUCAAAGUUGUGUCAACUAGCUUGAAUUGCAUGCUAGGCACAAAUGCAGACAAGUAUGAAAAUGCUUAGUGUUUUCAUAAGCAGUUUUAUAAUGAAUGAUAAAGUUUUACGUUUACAUAA